AUGGCCGUUGUACUUUCCCACUGCAAACCGUCGUUUCCUCUUCGUCGAUUCCAUCAUCACCGCGAAAAUUCAUGGAAGAAAGAAUAUGUCCGGAGCUCUUCAAGACGACGAUUCACAGUGAGGGCUAUGUUUUGGAGGUCUAAUAAGUCUCCGGAAGUAAAAGAAUUCGACAUUUCGCUUAGUAAUUAUCCUCUAACUGAGUCAGGCACCGAGGAAGGUUCGAGAAAGAAGAAUGUGAUUUCACUUUCAGUUGUUUCUUCAAUAUCGGAGAUAACACAAGCAGAAUGGGACGCAUGUGCUCUGGAUUCUUCAGAGCCUGGAAGCCACAAUCCAUUUCUAAUGCAUGGGUUUCUUUCAAGCUUAGAAGACACCAAAUGUGCUGUUCGGGAAACAGGUUGGAUGCCAUUACAUAUUGUUGCAAAGGAUGAAUCUGACAACGUUUUGGGUGUUUCUCCGCUUUAUCUCAAAAGCCAUUCCUAUGGUGAAUUUGUUUUUGACCACUCUUGGGCUGAUGCAUACCGGAGUUUCGGCGGGAGAUAUUACCCUAAACUCCAGUCUUGUGUUCCUUUCACUCCCGUUACUGGCCCUAGGAUUCUUGUCCGUGAUAGUCCUUGCAAAGACCAAGUCUUUGAUGCUAUUGUUUCUGCCAUGACAGAACUCGCAGCUAAGUUACAAGUUUCAUCUUUGCAUAUUACUUUUCCGUCUGGUGAUGAGUGGAACAAACUGAAGGAGAAAGGCUUCUCACAGAGGAUUGGGAUGCAGUACCACUGGAAAAAUCGUGACUAUAAAAAUUUUGAUGAGUUCUUGAUGGACAUGAAGCAGAGCAAAAGGAAAAAUAUCCGGCAGGAGCGCAAAAAGAUUGGUACCCAGAAUUUGAAAAUGAGACGGCUGCGAGGAGACGAAAUAAAGGCUAGCCACUGGGAUUCCUUCUAUGAUUUCUACAGGAACACAACUGAUAACAAAUGGGGCACACCAUAUCUAACAAGAGAGUUCUUCCACUACAUGGCAUCAAAGCUGGGAGACGGGGUUUUGCUUGUUCUUGCUGAAGAAAACGAAGAGCCAGUCGCAGGAGCAUUGAAUCUUAUAGGAGGAGAUACUCUAUUCGGGCGGCUAUGGGGAUGUCGUCCUGACUCGUAUUAUCCUAGUCUCCAUUUUGAAGCCUGCUACUACCAGGCAAUUGAAGCAGCAAUAGAGCUUAAUUUAAAAACGGUAGAAGCUGGAGCUCAAGGUGAGCAUAAGAUUCAGCGAGGGUACCUUCCUGUUAAAACGUAUAGUUGCCAUUACAUAUUCGACCAAGGUUUUAAGCAAUCCAUUGACGAGUUUUUGGUGCGUGAAUCAAAUCAGGUGGAUUAUGUCAUCAAACUGUUGCAUGAAUCUGGACCCUUCAAAGAGACAAGAGAGUAG
This is a messenger RNA of Microthlaspi erraticum, 1404 nucleotides long. NCBI's taxonomy places the organism in Eukaryota, Viridiplantae, Streptophyta, Magnoliopsida, Brassicales, Brassicaceae. The record is from the annotation of a GenBank genome assembly.